AUCAUCCCGAUCGAAAGCCUUGAAUUUGUUUCCUCGAUAGACAUUUCAAUUAAGUCAUGGGUUUUCGUUUGAGUCAUUUGAGUCUUGCAUUGAGCCUUGUGGCACUUGCACUUGCAGGUGUUGCUAUUUAUAGAAAUACUUAUGAAGCCAUGAUCAUGAAUAACGGAUCACUACUCCAAAAUGUUUCUCCAAAUUUCGAUUCGUUGGAAUCAGGCGUAGCCAGUAUUUUAACCUUAAAUAAUAAGAAGAAAAAUUCAGACAAGUACUUGAGACAGCAACUAACUCCAGAGGCAUGCGUUUUCUCAGCUGUACGAGGAGUUGUGGACACUGCUAUUGAUGCAGAAACACGCAUGGGAGCUUCUCUCAUCCGGCUCCACUUUCAUGACUGCUUCGUUGAUGGUUGUGAUGGAGGUAUUCUGCUAGAUGAUAUUAAUGGAACAUUUCAAGGGGAACAAAACUCACCACCCAACGCCAACUCAGCCAGAGGUUAUGAAGUGAUAGCACAAGCUAAACAAAGUGUCAUAAAUACAUGUCCCAACAUAUCUAUAUCUUGUGCUGACAUAUUAGCUAUUGCUGCUCGUGAUUCUGUUGCUAAAUUAGGAGGACAAACUUAUAACGUUGCAUUAGGGAGAAGCGAUGCUAGAACGGCCAACUUUAGUGGUGCUAUAAAUCAACUUCCAGCUCCAUUCGACAACUUAACUGUCCAAAUACAGAAAUUCAGCGACAAAAAUUUCACCCUCCGUGAAAUGGUUGCGCUAGCUGGUGCUCACACGGUAGGUUUCGCCAGGUGUUCUACCGUUUGCACCAGCGGCAACGUUAAUUCUGCCGCACAACUCCAAUGCAACUGCUCCGCCACGCUUACUGAUUCUGAUUUGCAACAAUUGGAUACUACUCCUACUAUGUUCGACAAAGAUUACUACGAUAACUUUAACAGCAACCAAGGUAUAAUGUUUUCGGAUCAAGUUUUGACCGGGGAUGCUACAACUGCUGGUUUUGUAACGGAUUAUAGCAACGAUGUUAGCGUUUUCCUGGGAGAUUUUGCUGCUGCCAUGAUCAAGAUGGGAGACUUGCCUCCAUCCGCGGGUGCUCAAUUGGAAAUUCGUGAUGUUUGUAGCAGGGUUAAUCCCACUUCUGUGGCUUCUAUGUGAAAUUCGGAAAUUUUAAGUAACUUAUCUCAGGAUUAGUUGCUUUAUCUUUUCUUCAAAAUAAAAGAAUCACUGGCUCCAGAAUGUGGUUUUGGUAUUUGUUUUGUAAUCCUUUCAGUAUUAUGAUCAGUUGAUGCCAUGCAUAUAUGUAACAAAAUACUAUAUGAAUAUUGUUUUCCUUGUGUGCUA
Solanum verrucosum is the source of this 1334-nucleotide messenger RNA. Its product is annotated as suberization-associated anionic peroxidase. NCBI's taxonomy places the organism in Eukaryota, Viridiplantae, Streptophyta, Magnoliopsida, Solanales, Solanaceae. Bases 57 to 1148 code for a protein of 363 amino acids. Gene Ontology annotation, biological process: response to oxidative stress; hydrogen peroxide catabolic process. The transcript is spliced from 3 exons. The record is from RefSeq and is a predicted model, not a curated record. Gene Ontology annotation, molecular function: heme binding; peroxidase activity.